UAUAAAAGAACAGAUUUCUUCAGUGUAUUUAUCAGUUUACAGUCUGACUUCACUAGAUCAACUGCACUGCACUACUGCAAAUAUUUAUUGAAAAUGAUGCUUAAAGUUGUAGGUCUCCUUGCCUUAGUCGCUUUGGCGGUAGGUCAGCAUGGACAUGGCCACGGGUAUUCCUCCCAGUACAUAUCUAAACACGAUGGACACCCGCAGAUAGUCACCAUUAAAGACCACCACGGACACGAGAAACACGUCGAUUACUACACUCAUCCCAAAUACGAGUUCAAGUACAAAGUGGAUGAUGACCACACUGGCGACCACAAGGCGCAGCACGAGCACCGCGACGGCCACGACACCAAGUCCACGUACCACGUCGAUGUCAAGCACAUUGUUCCUGAGCAUCAUCAUCACUAA
This is a messenger RNA of Cydia fagiglandana, 408 nucleotides long. Its product is annotated as antifungal protein-like. The record is from RefSeq and is a predicted model, not a curated record. Lineage: Eukaryota; Metazoa; Arthropoda; Insecta; Lepidoptera; Tortricidae. The transcript is spliced from 3 exons. Gene Ontology annotation, cellular component: extracellular matrix. Bases 94 to 408 code for a protein of 104 amino acids.